Messenger RNA from Daktulosphaira vitifoliae (grape phylloxera), 1365 nucleotides. RefSeq lists its product as uncharacterized. Lineage: Eukaryota; Metazoa; Arthropoda; Insecta; Hemiptera; Phylloxeridae. The coding region runs from base 134 to 1102 and encodes 322 amino acids. The transcript is spliced from 4 exons. The record is from RefSeq and is a predicted model, not a curated record.
UCCAGUGACAAUUAUUUCGUCUACAGUUUAUAUUGAUAAACGUUUUUUGACACGACAGAGAAGGGAGAGAGCCGCCGUGUGGAAAUUCUGCCCGCCGCCGUCAGUAUCAGCGCACACAUGGUCCAGUUAAGAUAUGUCUAGAAACAUGGGAGCCUCGACUCCGUCGUAUUAUCCAUCCGAGGCUGAUUUUGUGGUCAAAACUCCCCAAAAACCGAUUAAGACUAAAAGACUCAGACAUCACUCUGAUCAGGUUCAAUAUGUGGGUUUAAUUGGUUUGGUACAAGUCGUCACAGGAUGCUUAAUGAUCGUGUUUGGAGUACUUUCAAUGUUACAUGAAGCAUCUGUGUCCAGUGUAGGCGCUGGCUUAUGGAGUGGUGCAAUGGCAACGGGUAACGGGGUUGUUGGAUUGAUGGCCAGUUUAAACGGAUGUUUAUCUCCUGAACGAACGCUAUCACCUCUAUCUAUAACUAUUUAUUUGGCUUUGUGUUUGGUUUCCAUAGGGGUUAGUAAUUUAGCGAUUAUCCUAACAACAAUAGGACUACUCAAGGAUUCUCAAAAACCAUUUUAUAUUAUACCUAAAGACAAGAUUCAAUAUAAAGCUUUGACAGCGGAUCAGUUACAGACAAACUGGGCACCUGUACUAGCAAAUCUAGGAUUACUAUUAGCUACUUCUGUCCAGUGUUUGACGACCAUGUUGGCUGCUUUUCGGUUUUAUAGAUUAGUCCGCUUGAUUGUGGUAAAUGAAACUCCACCUCCCUGGGCAGGUGCAAGAUACAAAAGUUCCUCGUGUUGUAGCUCAAGUGUCGGUAGCAAACAAAAAUUAGUUCAAAAAUGGUUAGUACAACAGACACCAGCUCUUGAUCACCGACCUCAUCGAAAUCAUAGUCUAAGUCAAUCCAGUCGUAAAUCAGGCGUUUACGAAGAAACGGAGUCGUUGCCGAAGUGGCAAACUCGACAGCACAACACUCAGCAGAGAUCAGAGAGACCCGAAAGGAAAUCGUCAAGACUCGUGGAUUUGCAAAACGUGUAUUCAGAUAUGGACAGAGAAAUAGUCGAAGAAUUCAUUUCCGUUACUAUGGAUCCAAAAUGUACAAAUCGUUGAUAUUUGGCGAUCCACGAUGUCAUCCUAUCGAUACGAACAAUACCAAACUGAUAAAGAUCAGUUGAGUUUACCGAGGAAGUGUGUGUCGACAUUUUCCUCUAAAACAUCGAAGACCUUCAUUCUGGUAAUUUGUAAAUUUCUAUAUACAUAUUUUUGUCGUUUAUCAUUAUGCGAAUCAUUCACAUCGAAAAAUCGCUUUUAAGUUAUGUUAUUUAUCAAUUGUUUUGUUUACAUUAUAUUAAAUGCAUUUUGAAAAUAUAUUG